AUGGAAGACCAGGCGCUGUUUGAGCAACACCAUAAGACUGGGCAGACUUUUAGCUACGGAACGGCGGGCUUUCGGAGCAAAUCGGACGGGUUAGACCCUGUCAUGUUCGCCGUGGGAGUCGUUGCCGGAAUUCGGUCCAUGUUUUUGGAGGGAUCGGUUGUGGGCGUUAUGAUCACAGCGUCGCACAACCCCCCAGAGGACAACGGUGUCAAGAUCGUGGACCCGCGGGGCGAAAUGAUGGAGCAAUCAUGGGAAAAGUUGGCUACACAGGUCGCGAAUUCGGCUUGCGAAAGUUACGAAGCGUUCUGCCAUGCUGUGAGCGUUGUGUGUAUGUCUGUAGGCGUCAAGCGGAGUGCUAUGAAGGGCCGUAUUGUUGUGGCUCGGGAUUCGCGGGCAUCUGGUCCUCGACUCUUGCAAGCGUUUCUUGCCGGCGUGAAAUGGGUAGGCAACGUGGAAGCGUACGACUAUGGGACGUUAACGACACCGCAAUUACAUUUUUUGGCGAGUCAGUCAAACAUUGGGAAGCUCGAGGACAAGACCUCGGCCGCGCCGCUUCCCCGCGUUCACGAGACUGCUUAUUACGACACUUUCCUUUCCGCAUGGACCAGUAUUGCGCAGAUAGCCGGUUUCGAUUCCUUACCGUACCCGGUCACAAUCGAUGCGGCCAACGGUAUCGGAGCCGCCAAAGUUCGUGAAAUGUUGCUGAAUCACCCUUUUUUCCAAAAGGACGUCUCGCUUGUGAACGCAGAUUGGCACGCUGCGGCGCUGCUUAACCACCAAUGUGGCGCAGAUUUUGUCAAGACCAACCAGCGAUUGCCACAAGGUGUCGAAGGUUCGCGUGCUGGUAUCAAUUGUUCCUUUGACGGUGACGCUGACCGGGUCGUGUUUUACUUUUGCGACUCAGAGGCCAAGUUCCACCUUUUGGACGGUGACAAGCUCGCAACUUUGCUCGCGCGGUUUUUCAAAACUUUGCUCGAGGACGCCGGUGUCCAGGAGCAGGUUUCACUAGGCGUGGUCCAAACCGCGUACGCGAACGGCAGCUCGACGGCGUACAUCGAGCGCAUCCUACAAGUACCUGUGUCGUGCACACCCACGGGUGUCAAACACCUACACCAUGAAGCGGUCACUCGUUUUGACAUCGGCAUCUAUUUCGAAGCUAACGGCCAUGGAACCGUAGUUUUCUCUCCCCAAGCACUCCAGAAGUUGCAGGACAAGCUUGAGACCGUUGAAGUGGGGCCACAUGCCCAUCGCGCACUCCAACUGAUCCUACUGUUCUCAAAACUCAUCAACCAAACCGUGGGAGACGCAAUUACGGACAUGUUAGCGAUCCUUGCGGUUCUUUCGAUCCUAAAGUGGUCCCCCGAGACCUGGGACAGUGAGUACACGGAUUUACCAAACAAAUUGGUUAAGGUUGUCGUCCCCGACAGAACUAUUUUCAAGACCACGAACGCUGAACGUCAAUUGACGUCUCCUCCGGGCCUACAAGCCAAGAUUGAUGCCGCCAUUGCGCGCGUCUUGCGAGGAAGAUCGUUUGUAAGGGCUAGCGGGACCGAGGAUGCGGUCCGCGUCUACGCAGAGGCGGCUACCGAGACGGAAGCGCAUCUCUUGGCUAAAGAGGUCGAUGAGCUAGUCCGCACCUACUGA
Molecule: messenger RNA, 1644 nt
Organism: Lachancea mirantina
Lineage: Eukaryota; Fungi; Ascomycota; Saccharomycetes; Saccharomycetales; Saccharomycetaceae
Source: the annotation of a GenBank genome assembly